AUGUUCAAUGAAUUGUGCACAUUGUCUACUUUAGUAUCUGUCAAAUGGAACGGUAAAAAGUAUCCUAUCGAGGUUGAUUUGUUGCAGUCUGGCAUCGUUUUCAAAAUGCAACUUUUUUCGCUGACUGGAGUAGCUCCUGAGCGACAAAAGAUCAUGGUCAAAGGUGGUAUGCUCAAGGACGAUGUGAUUUUAAAUACUCUUGGACUCAAAGAGAUGAUGGGCACCGCUGGUGAACUCCCAAAAGCUCCAGAAAAAACAACUGUGUUUGUAGAAGACAUGUCUGACACUCAACUUGCGCAAGCACUUAAAGUUCCUGCUGGUCUCAUCAAUCUUGGAAAUACAUGCUACAUGAAUGCCACUAUUCAAUGUCUAAGAGCUGUCCCAGAACUCCUCGAGGCAAUGGAACACAUUGAACGACCAGCUAAUCAGGAUGCUUACUGCGAUCUUUCUGUUUCUAUGCGAUCUUUAUUGAAAGAACUAAAUGACUCGGGUGAAUCUAUUUUACCCAUGGUAUUUCUUCAGGUCUUGCGUUCUGUAUUUCCUCAAUUCGGCGAGUCUAACAAUCAGGGAUUUUUGCAACAAGAUGCUGAAGAAUGUUGGGGUCAAAUCAUUCAAGCCUUGAAUGAAAAAAUUCCUGGCAUUUCUGUUACAGGUCAAGUUGAAAAGGGAAAACGAUUUGUCGAGCAAUAUAUGACCACUGAAACGAUUUCUACUACUCAUUGCACUGAAUCUGAAUCUGAGCCCAAAACCACCGCUGUUGAAUCAUUCAACAAGUUGCGUGUCAAUAUUAGUGCUGGAGUUUCUACCUAUUUGGUAUCGGAAAUUGCAAAUAGCUUGAUUGAAAAAAUUGAAAAAAAUUCACCAAGUUUGAACCGCAGUGCCAAAUACAGUAAAUCAUCCAAAAUCACACGAUUGCCACAGUACUUGACUGUUAAUUUUGUACGUUUUCAGUGGAAGCCCCAAGAAAAUGUCAAGGCAAAGAUUCUCAAGAGAGUCCAAUUUCCUAUGGAGCUAGAUAUGGUGCCUUUUUGCACUCCUGAACUUCAGGAAAAACUUGCACCAGCCAAACAGCGUUUAAAAGAAAUGUCUGACAAAAAAGCGGAUGAAGCGAAAUUAAAGAAGCUUGCUGCAUCGCAACCUGGUGCUUCUACCAGUGCUGAUGUGGAAAUGGUCGACUCUUCAAAAUCUACAGAUUACAAAAAGUCUCACUUUGAAGCUCUUAAAAAGCUCAAUGUGGAUGACAGCCUUGUUAAUGAUCCUGGAGCCAAUCCUUCGGGUCAAUAUGAUUUGGUUGCAGUGCUAACUCAUGUUGGUCGUGCUGCUGACUCUGGACAUUACAUUGGCUGGGUCAAAAGCCAAACAACUGAUAACUGGUGGAAAUUUGAUGAUGAUCGCGUCUCGCAAGUCCAGCCAGAGGACAUUGUCAAACUUGAGGGUGGUGGUGACUGGCAUACAGCCUAUAUUUGUCUUUAUCGAUCCAAAAUUCUUGAAUAA
This is a messenger RNA of Batrachochytrium dendrobatidis JAM81, 1494 nucleotides long. RefSeq names its product ubiquitin-specific protease UBP6. Bases 1 to 1494 code for a protein of 497 amino acids. Lineage: Eukaryota; Fungi; Chytridiomycota; Chytridiomycetes; Rhizophydiales. Gene Ontology annotation, molecular function: protein binding; proteasome binding; cysteine-type deubiquitinase activity. The record is from RefSeq and is a predicted model, not a curated record. The transcript is spliced from 12 exons. Gene Ontology annotation, biological process: proteasome-mediated ubiquitin-dependent protein catabolic process; protein deubiquitination; regulation of proteasomal protein catabolic process.